Candidula unifasciata is the source of this 3120-nucleotide messenger RNA. The record is from the annotation of a GenBank genome assembly. NCBI's taxonomy places the organism in Eukaryota, Metazoa, Mollusca, Gastropoda, Stylommatophora, Geomitridae.
AUGGAUCAGAUUCUAGAAGGCUUGUUCAACUCAGACCAGCCUGACAAACUAAAGGAGGCAUUUGUGGCCAGGAUAUGUGAACAAGGCACACAGGGCUCCCAGAAUGAACAUACAGUCAGAGGUGUCCUGCAGGUGAGCAGCAGAUGGAUUCUCAAUGGGACUACAACACUGCAGGUGAAAUCAGGCUUUCUUUUGUUGAAAUCCUGGGGCAGCCGCAGUCGGGAUGUCUUUCACUCGUUCUUCACUCCCAACCUGGUGGCUGAAAUGUUGACUCAUGGGUUUGGAGGCAUGGAGGCUAAUGUACCCUUGCUUCUAAGAGAAGGUUUCCGAGUGAUGAGCCAAGGUGGUACCAGUUUGGACAGCGAGCAUGUGCAAGUGGUGCAGGGCAACAUCACAAAAUUUGUGUGCAAGACACAAGAACGAGUGGUUGUUCGCAAUGUUGGGCUACUUCUGCGUGAGUUUCCAGAAUGCAUCCCGCCCAAUGCUAACGAGAAGACUAACUUUUGUGUGGCUAUCUUACAUCAUCUCAGUGUUGGGGUUCCACCAGAACAAGGUCAAGUGAUUCCAAAGUUUAUCAACAACACAGAUGAAAUUGCAGGCUUCCUGAAUGUGCUCUGGACUCCUUAUCCAUCAUCUUUGCUGGAGACCUGCCUGGCCACCAUUUUUAGCAUCAUCUCAGCUUCAAGGACAGAGGAGAUGUCUGAGCCAGCCAUCUGCCUAGCAGCAGUGGUCAAACACAUCCCUAUUGAGAUGGCUAACAGAGUUGUGAAAGAUGUGGUGACCGAUAGGUCCAUCACAGAUGCAUCUCUAGAAGCAGCUGUUGGUCAGAUUGUGGAGUGGUUGAAGUGGCCCACAGCGGUCAAUGUGGACAUGUGGCUGCUGUGUUUUCUCUCUGAACUGGCCAAAGCUCAGAAGUACACACUGCUGGUGCGGAUCAUAGAAGCCAGUGCUGAUCAGGUUGCAGAGACAUUAGCUUACCCAAACCUGAGACGUGCUGCUUUUAGAGUUUUGUCCCAGAUGCUUCUUGGAUUUCAUCACUCACCUGGGCCCUUUCAUAAGUGCUUGGAGAAGAUUCCUAUCAUUGUCCACGUACUGAGGAGUGAGGGUACCCCCCAGAGUGGUGCCUUUCUGAAGGAGUUUUCUGAGCUCAUUUAUGACCUCAUGUAUCAACAUACAGGCUUUCCAGAACUGUAUGAGCCUGUGCUGGAGCUGAUCAAGGACUUUCCCCAGCCAAGUGUAGACGAAAUCAAAAUCAAACUAAAUCAGAUCCGAUGGCUGACACAGGCUGGCUGUACCAGUGUCAUAGAGACUGCAGCACCGUCUUUGUUGGUCAGCGCAGUCAAGCAGGAGAAGCUGGAGCUUGGAAAGACUGGCUUGGAGAACCUGGGAAACACAUGUUAUAUGAACAGUGUGUUACAGGCCCUGUAUAUGUGUGAUCAGUUCCGUCGAGGUGUGCUCGCUAGAAUCCCGCUGGGAAAGGAAGGACUCCUAGUCAAGUUGCAACAUGUUUUUGCUCAACUCAGUCAGUCGUCUCGUCCAGCCAUAGCCCCCAGCAAGUUCCUGCAGAGCUCAAGACCCCCAUGGUUUCUCCCUGGACACCAGCAAGACUGCUCAGAGUUCCUGAAGUACCUGCUAGACCAGCUGCACGAGGACGAGAAGUCUUCUGCCUCUAACCUGGGCAUGAAGAAAAGUCAGUCGGCAGGAUCCAUCUCACCAAAUGGGACCAUCAAAAUAAACACAGGCACUCUGAGUAAAGCUGAAAGAAGGAAGGCUGUUGUCAUGCUGACGUCAUUAAAGAUGAAGACAGAGGAUGAGAUAAACAGUGUUAAUGGCUCAGGGGCAGGUAGCUUAGAAAAUGAUAAGUGUUCAGAAUCCAUUCAAUCCCUUGUUGAAAGAACUUUUAGAGGUAAAGUCCAAACGACCCUAAGGUGCCUUGCAUGCCAGAAGGUUUCUUCGAGAGUCGAAAGCUUUGCAGACAUUCCUCUGGCUUUCCCGAAUUCAUCACGGCCUAUGGAGUAUCUACAGAAAAAUCUGGCAGGGGGUAAUGAUGUCGCCGGCGCAGAUGUUGCCAUGGAGAGCAUGCAGUCUGAUGCUGCCGUUGACGUGGAUCUUUCAAAACCAAAUGAUUCUUCCUUUACUUUGAAUGACCUCAUUUCGUUUUAUCUGAAACCCGAGAAACUAACGGGGGACAAUAUGUAUCAGUGUGAUCAGUGCGGCAAACUCCAAGAUGGAGAGAGAACCAUUCAGAUUGUAGAGUCCCCUCACUACCUUAUCCUCACUCUUCUGAGAUUCUCGUAUGAUACCAAGCUUCAGACAAGAACAAAGAUAUUUCAGGACGUCCGUUAUCCUCGCACACUUGCCGUACCUGUCUGUGAUGCAUUAUCAGCUGUGUCCAGAGAUGAAAAACCAGAUUUCCAGAAACAUUAUGCAAGAAGUAGCAGCUGUGCCAGUCCCAGGAAUGGUGCAGAUUUGGUUGAUUUAUAUCAGGCUAAACUGGAGAACAUUGCUGCCCGCCUGGCACCAGAAUGUGAACCAUCUACUCAGGUACCUACCAGAUGUGAUCUCUAUGGCUUGACCAGUGUGAUCGUCCACUCUGGUGCUUCGUCGGAAUGUGGGCACUAUUACUGCUAUGCUCGCCACUCCCAGACUGGGCAGGUCAGUGCCAAGCUUCUAGACAAGGUCAGUGACAACAACCUGGGCAACUUGGACCUGCUCUCGGACAGGUGGUACAGUUUUAAUGACAGCCGUGUCUCUCAUGCCACAUUUGAUUCUUUCAGCAAUGUUACAAAGAAAUUCUCCAAGGACACCGCAUAUGUGCUCAUUUACCGCAAACUAGCCUGUGAGGAUCUCGUCCUGGGUGCCAACGUGGAGCCAGUCUUGCGGUCAGACUUAAGAGAUGCCGUCAUCAAAGACAAUGAGCUUUAUCUCAAGGAACAAGAGUUAGAAGCCAGAGCCAGGGAGGAGCAGAGGCGCCGCAGAUCAUCCUCUGUGAACUCAGCCAACCUUAACAACUGGCAGAACAGAGAUGACGAUGAUGACGACUCACACAAAGGCCACCCUGGAUACACAAGUGGCAUUGGCAGCGGCCUGGAUAUUACGGGGUCCAGAUUUGUGUUCUAG